CGGCCCGGGCCCAACUCCCUCACGGGCCCCCCGGCGGCGGCAGCGGCGGAGCCCACCGCCCGGGCCCCGAUGAGUAACUCCCGGAAUAACCGGGUGAUGGUGGAAGGGGUCGGGGCCCGGGUAGUGCGCGGCCCGGACUGGAAGUGGGGGAAGCAGGACGGCGGCGAGGGCCAUGUGGGCACGGUCCGGAGCUUCGAGAGCCCCGAAGAGGUGGUGGUGGUGUGGGACAACGGCACUGCUGCCAACUACCGCUGCUCUGGGGCCUACGACCUGCGCAUCCUAGACAGCGCGCCGACGGGCAUCAAGCAUGAUGGAACCAUGUGUGAUACCUGCCGCCAGCAACCAAUCAUUGGCAUUCGAUGGAAAUGUGCAGAAUGUACAAAUUAUGAUUUGUGCACUGUGUGUUAUCAUGGAGAUAAACAUCAUUUAAGACAUCGCUUUUAUAGAAUUACUACACCAGGAAGUGAGCGGGUUCUGUUAGAGUCUCGUAGAAAAUCUAAGAAGAUUACAGCCAGAGGGAUCUUUGCAGGUGCCAGAGUGGUACGAGGAGUGGACUGGCAGUGGGAAGAUCAGGAUGGAGGAAAUGGACGAAGGGGAAAGGUAACAGAAAUUCAGGACUGGAGUGCAUCAAGCCCACAUAGUGCAGCAUAUGUUCUCUGGGAUAAUGGUGCUAAGAACCUUUACAGAGUUGGCUUUGAGGGCAUGUCUGAUCUCAAGUGUGUCCAGGAUGCCAAAGGAGGUUCUUUCUACAGAGAUCACUGCCCUGUGCUAGGUGAACAAAAUGGCAAUAGGAAUCCUGGUGGAUUGCAGAUUGGUGACCUGGUAAAUAUAGAUCUUGACCUAGAAAUUGUACAGUCUUUGCAGCACGGUCAUGGAGGAUGGACUGAUGGCAUGUUUGAAACUUUAACUACAACUGGAACUGUUUGUGGCAUUGAUGAAGAUCAUGACAUUGUAGUACAGUAUCCAAGUGGCAAUAGGUGGACCUUCAAUCCUGCUGUUCUCACUAAAGCAAACAUUGUCCGAAGUGGUGAUGCUGCUCAGGGUGCAGAAGGAGGUACCUCACAGUUUCAAGUGGGUGAUCUUGUACAAGUUUGUUAUGAUCUGGAAAGAAUCAAACUUCUACAGAGAGGACAUGGAGAAUGGGCUGAAGCUAUGCUCCCAACUUUAGGUAAAGUUGGCCGAGUACAACAGAUUUAUUCAGACAGUGAUUUAAAGGUGGAAGUUUGCGGAACAUCUUGGACGUAUAAUCCAGCAGCAGUUUCCAAGGUGGCGUCUGCAGGAUCAGCCAUUAGCAAUGCAUCUGGUGAAAGACUCUCCCAACUCUUGAAGAAAUUAUUUGAAACCCAAGAAUCUGGUGACCUCAAUGAAGAAUUAGUUAAGGCUGCUGCCAAUGGAGAUGUUGCUAAAGUGGAAGAUUUGCUAAAAAGACCAGAUGUGGAUGAUAAAGAUGGAGAUAGAGCUGUUCACCAUGCAGCUUUUGGAGACGAAGGUGCUGUUAUAGAAGUACUGCAUCGGGGCAGUGCUGACUUGAAUGCUCGCAACAAGCGCCGACAGACGCCACUUCAUAUCGCUGUCAAUAAAGGCCAUCUGCAGGUCGUGAAGACUUUAUUGGACUUCGGCUGUCAUCCUAGUCUCCAGGAUUCUGAAGGUGAUACCCCUCUUCAUGAUGCAAUAAGUAAGAAACGUGAUGACAUUCUGGCAGUUCUUCUAGAAGCUGGAGCAGAUGUUACCAUUACAAACAAUAAUGGAUUUAAUGCUCUACACCAUGCUGCACUAAGAGGAAAUCCCAGUGCAAUGCGUGUUUUACUAUCUAAAUUACCAAGACCAUGGAUUGUGGAUGAGAAGAAAGAUGAUGGUUAUACUGCCUUGCAUCUGGCUGCCCUUAACAAUCAUGUAGAAGUGGCCGAACUGUUGGUACAUCAGGGUAAUGCUAACCUGGAUAUCCAGAAUGUGAACCAGCAAACUGCCCUACACCUUGCUGUUGAACGACAGCACACCCAGAUUGUGAGGCUUUUGGUCCGUGCAGGUGCCAAAUUAGAUAUUCAGGAUAAGGAUGGGGAUACUCCUUUGCACGAAGCUCUGAGGCAUCACACCUUGUCUCAACUACGUCAGCUCCAAGAUAUGCAAGAUGUGGGGAAGGUCGAUGCUGCAUGGGAGCCAUCCAAAAACACAUUAAUAAUGGGACUUGGUACCCAGGGGGCGGAGAAGAAGAGUGCAGCAUCGAUUGCCUGUUUUUUGGCUGCCAAUGGCGCUGACCUUAGCAUUCGAAAUAAGAAAGGUCAAUCGCCGCUUGAUCUCUGUCCUGAUCCAAGUCUCUGCAAAGCACUGGCAAAGUGUCAUAAGGAAAAAGUCAGUGGUCAAGUAGGUUCUCGAAGUCCUUCUAUGAUUAAUAAUGAUUCUGAAACCUUAGAAGAGUGCAUGGUGUGCUCAGAUAUGAAGAGAGAUACUCUUUUUGGCCCAUGUGGACAUAUUGCUACCUGUUCUUUAUGUUCUCCACGAGUCAAGAAAUGCCUCAUCUGUAAAGAACAAGUUCAGUCCAGGACAAAGGCAGCUCAUCAACUAAAGAAAGGAUCAAGGUUUCCUCCUGUAACAUUCUCCUCAAACUGCGCUAGUCUGAUGAAGAAGUGUGUGCAGUGUCGGGCAGUAGUUGAACGAAGAGUGCCUUUCAUUAUGUGUUGUGGAGGGAAGAGUUCCGAAGAUGCCACUGAUGACAGCUCAAGUGGAAAUAUUCCAGUGUUACAAAAGGACAAGGAUAAUACCAAUGUCAAUGCAGAUGUGCAAAAGUUGCAACAGCAGUUACAGGACAUUAAAGAGCAGACCAUGUGCCCUGUGUGUUUGGACCGACUGAAGAAUAUGAUUUUCCUCUGUGGCCAUGGAACGUGCCAGCUCUGUGGAGACCGAAUGAGUGAAUGUCCUAUUUGUCGCAAGGCUAUUGAACGAAGGAUUCUUUUGUAUUAAUUAAGAAGCUCUGUGUUUUCUUAGCUGAAGUAUUUGGUCAUGAGCUCUUAGUAAUCUUAAUCUGUUAAGCCAGGUGGAGGUUCUAAUGAAUUAAUUUGUAAUAUCAUAGUUUCUUUCCUAGAGUGUAAUUAGACUGUAAAUGUGCCAGAACAAAAAACCUCUACAAGACAGUGUUUGAAGUUGUGUUUUUUGUUUUUGUUUCUUUUAAUUUGAAACAUCAAAUCCAUGUAAUUCAUAGGUAAUUUACUUGUCACUUCUAAGGGAAAAUCCUUUAAGGAUCUGUUAUUUUUGUUUUUAUUGCAUCUUUUCUUAUUGUUUAUAAAUUUGUUAGACCUCGAGAAAUGUAGUUCCUACGAUCAGCUAUCCUUCAGUUUAUCAUGAUUUUACACAGUGGGUUGACACAGGUACUCAGAAUAGUCAUGCAUCAAGUGAACGGGACAAGUCAAACCAUUAGGUCACAUGUGUUAAAUGACAAAAUUAUAAUACAAGCUUUACAUAGUUAAUACUGAAGAGAGGAUUAUCUUUUUAAGAUAAAAAGUUAUGCAAACGAUUGAUUCUGAAUUCUUAGAGUAAAUGGAAGCAUGGAAUGAGAGAGCAGUGACUUUGCAUUUAGCUUAAUUUCUAGAUUUAAAAGGAAGAUUGUUUAACUUGAAUCAAAUUUCUAGUUUCAUGAUGAUUGACAUGAAAAGGAAAAACAAGCAGUCAUAGUGGGGAACUGAAGUGGGGGAAGUGGCCAAUAAAUGAGUACCUAUUAACUGACCAUUAACAGUUGCCUUUCAUAUAUACUAAUCUAUACACUGUUCUGUUUACCAGCCUUUAAAAAAAAAAAAAUCUGAAAAGUGUACCUCAGUUUUCCCUGUGGUUACUUAUCCAGGCUUGAUCUGACCAGUGAGAUAAUGUUGCCCUUUUUGGGCUUCUGAGGUUCCAUGUAGCUUUUCUCGUGUACUGAAUAGUACCCCAGUAAUCUGAGGAGGAUAACGCAUUGUCCCAAGGCAGCAAUCUUUUCCUUGUCCGUAUCUUUUUAAUUCUGACAGUGAUACUGGUUCUAUCUUCAUCAUAAGCCCUACUUCCAUUUUCUUUCAGUUGCUAAGGCUUGCUGUAAAGAAAGCACUCUCUUUAUACCUACAGGUGAAGAUAUUAUUUAAAUUGCCAGCAGUAUCCAAGACAUAGUAAGUAACCUAAUAAUAAAUACUUUAGAAAGAGUGACCAGGACAUUUACAGAAAUAUGUCUAAUUACCUGUAGUUUUUUUUUUUGUUUUUUUCACUCUGAUUCUAGAGCAUCUGAUAAUUUUCCCUCCUUUGAAUGAGUAGUCUUACUCUGUCUAGGAUGAAUCUACAUAUACAUAAGUGUUUUGGGGUCCUUGCUGCUAGGUUAUAAAAAUACUGGCUGUUUACAGUGGUGUCUACUAUAUACUGUCCAUAAGCUUCUUCCUAAGGGUGUAGUUAUCUGGUAGUUCUUUUCCUUUCUUUAAUUCUGGUUCUUCUUUCUUUUUGUUUGUUUUUUGGGGUUUUUUUUUUUAGGGUUUUUUUGUUGUUGUUAUGACAACUAAAUUUAAGAAUAUUCCUGGCAAUUUAAUGGCUGCUGCCUUUGCAAGUCCUGGUGAAAACAGUGGUGAGCUUUGCUGGCUGAUUUUGUAGUGUCGGUAAUUCCAUAUCUGUGUUUAGCUGAAAAACUUAGGAUUUAGAACAGUAAAAUUUUUAUAAAUUUUAAAUUUGAAAAUUUAUAUAGAUUCAGUUAUCUAAUAAAGGGCCACUGAGGCUAUUUUUUAAGCCAUAUUUUAAAGUUAUAGAGAGAACAUCUGACAUGAUGUUCACUUAAAGAAAUAGAUUAUUUUCUUUCAGAUUUGAAAAUAGUGAAAGUCAGGAUUUUUUUUCUUCCAUGCCAUAGGCUGCCCAUCUCUUUUCCACUAGAUCAGCUGGAGAGGAGGAAACACCUGGCUGACUUGUGCAUGGUUUGGCCACCCAGUGAAUUCUGUAGUCUAGAGCUCUGCUUUACUUAAAUCCUUUUUGUCUUUGGAGCUUGCAGUGCUUAAACUUACAUCCCUAAAAGGCAGUUUCAUUUUCCAGACUAGUUCAUUUCUUCUACAUUAAAAAUACAAUAAACAAACUGUUACAAAAAGUCAUUAAGGUCACUAUGAUUAUAAUGCUGUAUACUUGUGGGUUUUUCUAUAUUUGUACCACUUUGAAAUCUGUUUAAUGAAUAGAAGGUGUUUCUCUAUUCAUUGUUUUCAAGCAUCUGAUAAAUUAUUUUAAAUUUGUUUUGUGUUUGUGAGCAAGAGUAAGAUUAAGAACUGAGUUGUUUAAGUGACUUCCUUCUAAUUCUGUGAAAUUGCUACCUCUUAAUGUCUCUCAGCAGCACUUUCCCAGUUAGAUAUGUUUCCUUCUCAUCAGCUCAUCAUCAUGUGCCUCAGAAGAGCUUUUAGUUUUCCUAGAAUCAUUAAAAAAAACAUAACAGACAGACAUUCAAAAAUUUAUUGGGCCUCAGGGGCUAGAUACACAACAUUGAAAAAAGUGGUCAGCAUCUUAGCACACACAGAAUCUAUCAUGCAGCAGUUGCAUUUGAAGAAAUCUGUAGUCAAGAAGGGAUCCAAAGGUACUAAUAACAUUUCUUCCUAAUGUUUCAGAAGAGUUGUCAUUUGGAUUCCCUCUCUGUACCCCCUUACUCCUACCACAUUUUCUUCUCUAAGACUAAGCUUUGUUGCCCGAAACACACAGAACUUACCAGAUGGUGCUAUUCUACUCGUUUUGGUUCACAUAAUAUAACAUUCUUACUGCUUAUACUAUGUAUGUAUUUAAUUUUGUUGGGAGCCAGAAGGCUUUUCAAGAGAUCAUUUUGUAUUAGUGUAGGAAUAGUAUAUUAGACAAAUGUUUAAUUUAGCUGGCCAAAUCAUAAUUGGACAAGAUGUUUGUAAUUUUAAACAUUGCAAAUUGACCAGCUAGUUACUGAGACAUAAAAUUAAUUGAUGAUGUUGAAAAUAGCGUUCUUAAAUUUGUAUCUUUGAUGGCUUUAGCCUGUAAGAGCAUUUUAGCAUAUUGAAAUGCAUGCUGCUUAGGAUUUGUCCAAUUCAAAUUUCAAAACUUGCUGGGUCAUGUUCUUGUUUAUUAUGAAUUCCUUUUUGACUGGGAAUUAGUUACGCUUAUGAACUAAGAGACUUAGUGAUGUGGUAGGAUAGGGAAACAGUAAGCAGUUGCAACAAGUAAGAAAGAAAAGUCAGUGUUUGAAUUUAGAGAAAAAGGUUUAAAAAAAUCAUGUAGAUUUCAUCAAAGCAGUAAGCAGAAAGAGUAUACUUGAUUGAAUGAUAAAAACCCUUCAACCAGUUUUAGUGUCGUUUAAUUGACAAUUGCUUUGUAAACUAUACGGUUUAAUACAUCUGGCUUUAAAAAAAGUCCAAAGGAAAAGCACCUAUCCUGUCAGAGUCUCUAAAAUGAUACAGUAAAAAUUUGUGUAAAAACUGAAUUUUUGGAAUAGAAUUUUUUUUUGCAUUUUUUUAUUGUAAAAACACUUAACAUGAAAUUUACCAUCUUUAAGUGUACAGGUCAUUAGUGCUAAGUAUAUUAACGUUAUUAAAUGGCUAUCCAGAACUUUCUUGCCUUGCAGAACUGAAACUCUAUUAUACACAUUGAACAACUCCCUUUCUCCCCCCAGUGGAACAGUUUUGAUUAAAUAUAAAUCAAGAAACAACCUGAAUUUUCUUAAUAGUUUGUGUCUGCAAGAUUCAAAGUCGUGGCCAACAUUAAGUUCCUAAGAUUUGGGGGAUGACAGAAUUUCUUCCCUUCAUCCCAGCUGUUAUAAAUCAUAAUUGGGUUGGGAUUAAUUGUCUGUUAAUUGGAAGGGUUUGUUACUUCAUUUGGAGCCCGGGGUGGGGGGGCACAUUUUCAACAUUAGAAUUAGGUUAGCUUUGAAUUUGUAGUGAAUGGGGAAGGUGAUAGAUUUUCACAGACUAUGUGUGCCUUGUCAAAAAUGUUAGUUGUCUUUAAGUCUCCUUGUAACGGUCUCAAAAUAUUUUUUUUCUCUCAAAAACGCAACCUAAUUUUAUUUGCUUGAAUAUUAUGAUAGGAAUGCUUACUGAUAUUACUUGAUAAUCAUAUGAUAGCCUUGGAACUUAUAUAUAUGUAAGUUCCAAACUUAUAUAUAUAUAUAAGUUUUAUAUAUAUAUAUGACUAUAGCAGUAUUAAUAAUCACAGUUGUACUUCUUUAAAACAUUAAAUUUGAGGAAAAACUAUUUAAUGCUGUCUCAUGUGUACAUUGCUUUGCUGUAGCGAGGGGGAAAAUCCUUUAGAUUGAGACUCAGUUUACUCAUAAAUGGUUAUUAGAGGAUGAAACUAGAGUAUGAAAAUAUGAACGAGUUAGUGGAGCUGAUGAAUUAAAAUUGUAGGUUGCUACAUUGGCAUUUUCUACCUCCUUUUCUGUCAGAGUAUUAACUUUUCCAGCUUUUAUUCUUUUUUGUGACUAAGGAAGAGAUGGGAACCCGAGGUUCAAAUUGAAAUUUUUACGUUGUUGAGGAUUUAAGCAGUAGGUACAGGAAGGGUGACUUGCCACAUCAAUUUGGUGCGUAAAUCCAGAACGACACGUGGUGACUGACAUGUACAAAAUGUGUAAGAAAGAUAAUAUUGCUGAGUGUUUUACUUUUCCUGUACAGUCUACAUGACUUGUUUCAUAAAUGUGACUUCUUUCCUCCCAAAUGCAAAAUGGUCUUGUAAUUUUCUAUAAAAUAAACAAAUAUGCCGUUUUGUCUAAAAUCUAUAAUUUCAGGAAGCUAUUGAAAGUUCUGACUCAGGGCUUUGUAACAGUUUAAGCAAUUGUUAAUUAUAUUUUGGAAAGUCCAUCUACAUAAUUUUUCAGUGCCUUGGAAGAAUUAUUAACUUGGCAACACUACUAAGACUUUAUAGAAGGCUGUCUUUAGUGUGAGUGUAUCAUCACACACACGUUUAUAAGGCGUAUUGCUCAGCUUGUGUAAUAGCAAUACUGCAUGUGUGCUGGGUUUGGGUAAUUCUUUAAAGGAAGUUUUCUAGAUUUGCACUUGAUAUUUGUUUUUAAAAAACUGAUUAUUUACGGCCAUGACACUGUUACCAGAAAAGUAAUUCUAUAAGUCAUUAUACAAAGUCAUGUAUAAGUAGCAUCUGGGAAGAAGAGCUAGGGUUCAUACAGUUUGCUAUUUUAAUAUGAAAGGAGGAUCUGUUUGGUAAACACAGAUUGUCUUCCCCUCAUGAAAAAAAGACUUUUUGUUCAAGUGAUUCGGUUUAAAAACAUUUCUUAAAGGAAAUCAUGGAUUGCAUGUUCUUAAUGCUAGCCUUACUUAGCCUGAAUCCACAAAAUUGUUUUUCUGUUAAUUUCAGUAGUCUUGUCAUUCUAAAUACAAUAUAUUCAGUGUGAUAGAAAGCAGUUUAAUUGACGCAUAGCACUGUUUUGCUUUGUAUUUUUUCCAGUGUUUUUUUAGCUCCCACUUGAUUAAAAGUCUUGCUCGUGAAUAUAGUUUCUGUAUGGCAAAUGAUUCUUACUUAUUAGCUUUUGUUAAAAAAACACUUAGCAAGAGCUAAGCUUUUAAAAAUAAAUGCAAACAUUUACCAUUAAUUAAACUUACAAUGUAAUAUUAUAUAAUGCUUUUCUCUGAUCUUUUGAAAGUAUUCUUUAUAUGAAUUUUGAUUUUUAAGGUAUUUGAAAACAUAUCUCAAUAUAUCAAAUCUAUUAUUGGAAAGGAAAUUAUCAUGUCUUUGAGAAACAAGUUACAUACAUCUCCAGCUCAGUAUAGGACAUGGGUGCCCACAUCUAGAAGGCUGUCAUUACAAUUGUUUACAUUUAAGGUACCUCUAUCUAAAGGGCCAAAGAAGCUUUUCAUAUUUUAACACCUCACACUCUUUCAGGAUAUUGUGAAAGUAGUUUGAAUAGGAUAAAUUUGAUAGAAAAUCAGUCAACCAGUCAGGAAGACACAACUUUUUCUAUAAAACGUUUAUUCCUCUUCAUAAUUCAGAUGUAGAUUUCAUUUUCAAAAGAUAGACAUUUUAAAGCAAUGAUUUAUUUGGCUUUUUUAGUGUUUUGUGACUAAAUCAGUAAUUGAAUGGUUUGGAGUUAUUUUAUUUCUCAAGUUAAUAGAAGCAGUUAUUUGUCAUUAUUGAGAGGUUGUCUGGUUCUAGUUCAAAAGAUUCAGUAUGUGUAUCUGGAAUGUUUAAGAGGAAAACCAUCUGAAACAAAAUCUUUUAAUUGUUUAUUUGAAAAAAACAUGUGUAUUCCAACUUUAAAAUUGUGAAUUUAUUUUUGGAUAACCUCUAACUAACUGUAUUUCUGUUGCUGUAAAAUUAGAUAUUUCAUGGCAAUAUUUUUUAUUAAAUUGAAAUUGUAUAGGUUUUUAAAAUAAAGACAUUAUAGAAAAUCUGAUUUAUAUUUUUUAUCA
Molecule: messenger RNA, 9347 nt
Organism: Leptonychotes weddellii (Weddell seal)
Lineage: Eukaryota; Metazoa; Chordata; Mammalia; Carnivora; Phocidae
Source: RefSeq, a predicted model, not a curated record